Guillardia theta CCMP2712 is the source of this 615-nucleotide messenger RNA. RefSeq lists its product as hypothetical. Gene Ontology annotation, cellular component: cytoplasmic exosome (RNase complex); nuclear exosome (RNase complex). The annotation marks the transcript as partial. NCBI's taxonomy places the organism in Eukaryota, Cryptophyceae, Pyrenomonadales, Geminigeraceae. The record is from RefSeq and is a predicted model, not a curated record. The transcript is spliced from 8 exons. Gene Ontology annotation, molecular function: RNA binding. Gene Ontology annotation, biological process: poly(A)-dependent snoRNA 3'-end processing; U4 snRNA 3'-end processing; TRAMP-dependent tRNA surveillance pathway.
AAUCAUGCAUUUCAGUUUGGUUGUGGAAUUUCACAAGAUGGCGAAAACUUAGUAGCAAUUAGGGCAGGGCAACUGCGUACAAGCAAAACUGGAAUUGAGAUGCGAAUGUGGAUUGACAGCAACACGAAGCGAUAUGUUCCCGUCGAUGAGGACCUGGUCAUUGGAAUUGUGGUAGAUAAAAGAACAGAAGAUUAUCGUCUAGAUGUUCGAGGGCCCAGUUACGGUGUUCUGUCUGCUCUUUCAUUCGAAGGGGCAACAAAAAGAAACAAACCUAAACUGGAGAUUGGAUCUCUGGUUUACUGCAGAGUGUCAAACUCAUAUCGCGAUGCAGAAUCUGAGCUGUCUUGUCUUUCUUUGACAUACAAGAAGGCUGUUUUUGGGGAAUUGGAAGGAGGGCAUAUGAUAGAAACUUCAAUCGGUUAUGCCAGAUCGCUCUUGCUUCCUGAAAACGUUGUUGUAAACUGCUUGGGUCGUCAUCUUGCCUACGAAAUUGCAGUCGGAUGUAAUGGAAGGGUUAUUUGGAUCAAAAGUGAUUCCGUCGCUAAAACUAUUCUGAUUGCUAAUGCAAUUCGAAAUGCUGAGUAUGACGAGCUGAUCUGUGCUGAUCCAUGUUGA